CCAGUUGGCUCUUCAGCAAUUGACCUCAGUUGCUACCAACGGUUCUGCACCUCCUUAUGCUUGGUUAAAUCAGGCGUUUCUGAAAAACGCAAUGUUUAGCCCUAGAGGAACUUUGCCUCAGAGGCCGAGAGGACCUAAUCCAUCCGGCACAAAGCCUCCGGGAUCCUUUAGGGGAGGAGGCGCAGCAGGUCUUCAGAGAAAGCCUGCACCUGGAACACCUCAAGGAAUGUCACAACGAUUUUCGGGACAGGAAACGUUUCAGUGGACGGGUUCGCAGAGGAUAAACGUUCGGGUAACUCUGCACAGGACUGAUCCGAGGCGGGUGAAGGAGAAGACAAACCUACACCAGGAGCAGAAGGGAGAGCCUCGCACAAGUUGCUGGGAUAGCAGCCCGUGCUCAGCUGGGACAACUGGACAAAAGCCAUCGGCCUCGGCACGGAUCUCGGAGCAGAACUCAAAUGCCCAGAACCGCUACACACCAGAAAGCGCUUCCAGCAUUUUAGCGAGUUUCGGGCUGUCUAAUGAAGACUUGGAGGAGCUCAGUCGCUAUCCAGAUGACCAGUUAACGCCUGAAAACAUGCCGCUCAUCUUAAGAGAAAUACGGAUUCGCAAGAUGGGUCAUCCUUUAUCUGGCUUACAUUCUCAGAGCAGAGCGGAAGAAACGAUUGGUGGUACGAGCGGUGCAGCAGUCAAGAGUAAAGUGAUUGAUUACGGGCACGCGAGCAAAUACGGUUACACGGAAGAUCCUCUGGAAGUGCGUGCUUAUAACCCUGAAGCGCUGACCGAAGAUCCUCUGGAAUCACGUGUCUAUAACCCUGAAGCAUCGAGCGGAGAGAACAGGGAAAACUUCCAACGAGAGCAGAACGUGGCAAUGGGCGUCCCACCGCCGAGCGUGACGUGUAAUCCGGUGUUCCCAGCUGAAGAUUUAAUAAAGCCGACGGGGUUCCAGAAUGAUUCCUCAAAUACUCGAUCGUUUUUUCCAGCUGAGACUCCGGGAAAGGUGUCUGCGUUGUGUGCAACGCCCGCUGCCCUCCCCGUGGUGAAAUCUGUAUCCCAGCCUGUGAUACCGCCUGUCAUGCCGCCCAUGAUGCCACCCAUGAUGCCACCCUUGGCCCAGCCCAUGAUGCCGCCUGUCAUGCCGCCUUUUGUCCAGCAGCCCAUGGCCCAGCACGUAAUGCCGCCCAUGACCCAACCGCCCUUUUCGGCUGAACUUCUCGCAGCUGUAAGCCAGCAUGAAAGGAUUCAGCACGAAUCUGGGACGAGCCAGCCCACCGCCCAGAGCGGCGCGGGAGCCGGACAGAAGCCCUUCCAGACGCAGGCUGAGGGGCCGAUUAAAUCGCCUUUCGGUAUUGUGAAAGCAUCGUGGCUUCCAGCGUUUCUGCAGGCCGAUGCCCAGAAGAUAAAACGCUUGCCCACUCCGUCGAUGAUGAAUGACUACUAUGCCACGUCUCCAAGAAUAUUCCCACAUAUGUGUUCUCUGUGUAACAUUGAAUGCACUCAUAUGAAGGACUGGAUUCUGCAUCAGAACACUCCUUCUCACAUUGAAAGCUGCCGCCAGUUACGCCAACAGUACCCUGACUGGAACCCCGAGGUGCAGUCUUCAAAGAGAAAUGCUGGUGACAGAAAAGAAAACCAGACCCCGAAGCGUCGUUCCAACUCUGCCAGUCCCAGCCCUAGGCGCUCGAGGGUCGCGGGCUCCGGCUAUGUUCUUCGCCGAUCGCGAUCGAGAUCCAGGAGCCCUGGCCGCUUCAGGCCAACAAGGCCGAGAAGUCGGAGCCCGCGGCAGAUGCGACGCCGGAGCCCCAGACACAGGUCAAGGUCACCGCAGCGAUCGAGGAAUCCACUGAGAACUAGUCCUCGGCCUCAGAGAUCUUCCAGUAAUGAUUGGUCAUCGAGGAGGUCAACUCGAUCGCAAGACAGAAAAGCAGCUCUGGAGGCGGUAGUGAAAAGUUUGGGACCUGGCUUUGUAGCAGAGUUCAAUAAACAUAAGUCACUUCAAGCAGCUGGGCAAGGAUCUUCAGGAUCGGGAAAAUCACCACCCUCUCAUGGACCCUUGGGGAAGAUGCCUGGAAAUACGAAGAAGCCGCUGAAAGCAAGCGUUUCUCCAAAGGCUUCGAAGAAAGACCUGCCCUCUUUGCCUGGGUCGAGUUCUUCAUCUCCUGAAACUGAUGAUUUGCCCCACAGCAAAGAAAUGGAAGAGGAUGAGGAAGACUUAUCCACAGGAACCAGUGGACCUCGUCCUACCCCUUACAACAGGCUGCUGAGAGAGGAAUUGCUGAGUUGUGGGACAGUCCUGCAGAUAUCUGAUUUACCAGAUGACGGCUUUUCAGAUCAAGAUAUUAAAAAAAUUGUUCGGCCCUUUGGCAAAGUUAGCGAUCUCAUUGUCCUUCGCUCUCGAAAUGAGGCCUUCCUGGAAAUGAACUACAAAGAAGCCGUGAUAGCAGCUGUGAAAUACGGCGAAACCGUGCCAGUGCUGGUAAAUGGGAAACGGGUGAAAAUAAGCGUAGCAGAAAAGCCAAAAGCAUCUGCUGGCCAGGCCAAAGCGAAUAUAAAAAAGCGGGCUCAGAAUAUUAAAAAAGUUGCACCAAGUACAAAAAAAGAUCAGAACACCGCCACUAAGACAACUAAAUCCAUUACAGGUAAAAAAGAAAGGACUAAGAAAUCGGCAAUGACAGGAGAUUGUAAAAUCAAGAAAACCUCAAACGCUGCCGCAAAACCGAUAGAUGAAGACCUUCAGGUCUCAGCAGAAGCCGAAAUGGAAGUUGGGGAAACGACGCUGUCAGACCCGAAGAACGUUACGGAAGGGGACAGAGCUGCAGAGCCUGUGAAGACAGUCGAGACUCAGCCCCAGGCAGCGACUAAUCCUGCGCCCGCACUAGAGAAACUCGCGCAGAUGCCUCAGGUGGCGGCGUUGGACUUGAAUGAGUUUAACGAAGCUUUAGAUGAUGAAGAAGCUACGAUAGCGACUGCAAAGAGCGAAGAGUCAACAGAACCAGCUAGCAAGGUCAGUCUGAAGGUGCUGGAGUCUCUGCAAGCCGAACCUGACGAUCUCUGUGUGGUUCUGAUCUCCAACUUACCUGAGAAGGGAUACUCUGUCGAGGAAGUUUCCAACCUGGCCAAGCCGUUUGGGGGGCUGAGGGAUGUGCUGAUUUUAUCGUCUCACAAGAAGGCAUAUCUUGAAAUAAACAGAAAAUCUGCAGAUUCCAUGGUUAAAUUUUACACCUGCUUUCCCAUGUCCCUGGAUGGAAACCAGCUCUGCAUCAGCAUGGUGCCUCAGUAUACGACUGUAAAAGACGAAGAAGCAAUAUUUACUGCUAUAAUUAAGGAUUCUGACCCUAAGGUAAAUACGGAAACUAUACAUAACCAGUUUGUGCAUCUGGGGAACUUGCCCGACGAUGGAUACAGAGAACUUGAAGUCGUUUGCGUGGGACUUCGAUUCGGGAAGGUAGAUCAUUACGUCGUACUGAAGAAUAAAAACAAGGCGAUUCUGCAGCUGGACAGUCCCAAGUCAGCCAGGUCGAUGCACAGCUUCCUGAAGCAAUACCCGUACAGCAUGGGUGAGCGUACGCUGACCUGCACGUUGUCACCCAACGGGGAGUCCGCUGAGGCUGAAGUUGUGAAAAAAGAAGCGAAGAAGGAGGAAGCGAGCAAAGGAAGCUCUGGCUUGAAAAAAUAUCCAGAGGGAUCAGGAGUGGUGCAAACAGCAGCUGCUAAUCCUCCAGUAGAGCCUAGUGUGGCAAAGAAGGGACCCGUUUCCAUCUCUAAUGUCAAAGACGAGAUGUCAGCAGGACAGAUAGAGCCCUCUGAGUCCCAGCUUGAAAGAGCGGUAAGGGAGUCUGCUCCAAGACCGGCAGAAACGUCGGUGGAGAAGGCGGGUGCUGGAGGCGAAGCUGCGGUGGCAUCUAUCAAAUCUGCUGCUACCGACCCAUCCAAAGCAAAGUCAGAAGAGACGCUGCCGCCGCCUCCCAGCGUGGAGAAAGAAGAGGCAGGCAGCGGCGAUACCGAACCAGAGUUGCUGGAAUCUGCUGUUGCAUCUGCGUCGGAGCAGGAGGUUAAACACGAAGAGUUGCCCGCUCCUGCUGUUGAACCUCCAGAAGAAUUGUCCGAUGCGGGCAAGGCUGAAGAUGUGCCGUCAGGUUGUGCUGCGAAGCCGGCAGCUGGGGGUACGACAGGGGCCGUCCCUGAAGCGGUGCCCCCCGAUUCCGAUGCAGCUUCAGCGGAGGUGGUGUCAUCCCUUGUCACACAAACAAACAAGUUGGGUGCUCCUGAAAAAAAUACUGUUUCUGUUGCUGUGAAAACUGAACACAAAAUGCCUGUAACUCCGGUAAUAGAGAAGCAGCCCAUAAUUAAAACUGGGGCGGCCGUGGAGAAGAAACUGGAUGUAGCUGGAGCAGACACAGAGGUGAAACCAGAAGAGUCUGCGCUCAAAGUUGGAAGAGCUGUGGAGGAGAAUGCUGAAAAGCUUUUGGUCAAGGCUGGGGCAGAGACAGAGAAGAAGCAUGAAAAACCUGUGGCCAAGGUUGGGGCUGCUACGGAAAACGCUGCAAAUGCUGCCAGUGGGAACAACGAAGGAAGUUUCAUCAAAGCCCAUCAAAAUAAAGGGAUGGGACCGGCAAAAGCUGACGAAAGCCGCAAAGCAGUUACGCUGAACUCCUCUCUGUCUGCCAAGGAAUCUGCUGCUGUUGGCAAAACGAUUUUAAAGGCAGUGGUGUCUCUUCUGGAUAUAUCAAAGUCAAGGGUUCCAGUACGGAGAAAUGAGCCUUCCCUGUGUAAAGGAGGGGAGCAGAAGGCUCCCUCGAAGCCUGAGACCCGAGGCCAAGCAGCAGUGGAGAAGAAAAUCGCAUCAAAAGAAGAGGGUCAUCCACGGCCUGGGAGCAGCCAGUCAAGCCUGGGAGAUGGCAGCGGCAAAUGUAAAGUGAGCAGAAGUUCUGUUGUUGAUGGAAAGGGAGGCAAUGGGAGGAAUUCAUCUCAGCAAGAGAAGGACUCCCGAGUGGAAUCUAGGGCUAGUUCAAAACAGUCUCAAGAGGGAGAGAGUAGAUCAUCCAGCAUGAAGAAAGACAACAGCAGCAAUAAGGCUUCCGGUGGUGGCAACACUAAAAUUUCCAAGAGUGGCACUAGCAGCAGUGCAAAGCAGAAGGAGGAAGAAGAGCUGUUUCCAUUUAACCUGGAUGAAUUUGUUACCGUGGAUGAGGUGGUAGAGGAAAUUGAGUCUCCCGUUAAAACGCGGCGAAAUCCACCGAGGGGAAAGAGAAAAGACGGUGCUAAAACCAACUCCUCUGAGCCGAGUUCUAAGAGAAGGAAAGGGAAAAGCUCCGCAGCGCGCAUUGCUGAAAGCGAGCUCUCUUUUGUCACUUUGGAUGAAAUCGGUGAGGAGGAGGACACGACUGCCCCGCUAAUGGGGGUUGCUAAUUUCGAAGCGCUCAGUGACCCGCAGGGCCUGGUGGUAGUGGAUGAAGUGAUGGAAGAGGAAGAACUCAUGUCAGAAGCCGUAAAGGAUCCCCAGUCGCUUGUUACUUUGGAUGAGAUAUCUGAGCAGGAGGACCUCGGUUCUCAUAAAGACAUCCCGAGGUCGGUCUUUGAGGAGCAGGAUUUGAAAGCCGAGCCCUUGGUAACUGUAGAUGAAAUAGGUGAAGUAGAAGAGCUGCCUCUGAACGAGCCUACGGACUUGAAUAUUGAGGAGGUGCUGAAACAGAAGGAGGAUGACAAAGGGACCGCUGAGGACACGGGAGAUGGCGCGGCCUCUCAGGUGCCCGACGAUCCCAGCGCUUUAGUGACAGUAGAUGAAAUACAAGAGGACAACGAAGAUAACCCUCUGGUGACUUUGGAUGAAGUUAACGAAGAUGAAGAUGAUUUUCUGGCUGAUUUUGAUCGUCUGAAAGAGGAACUGAACUUUGUUACAGUAGAUGAAGUUGGAGAGGAGGAUGAGGAAGAAGAAAAUAUUUUCCCCGGGAAAAAUCUGAACGAGGAUGAAGACGACGAAGAUAUUAUUGCUGUUGCAGGACCAGAAGAAGAAGAAAUUGCUGCUAUUGCAGGACCAGAAGAGGAGGAUAUUGUUGCUGUUGCAGGACCAGAAGAAAUGGAAAUUCUAGAAGAAAUGAGUCCAGAAGAAGAAAUCAUUGCAAUCUCAAAGUCAAAAGGUCAGCUGGGAGCGGGAGAUCGAGAACCCCGGCCUAAGCGGAAGAAAACGGCUGCUUCAGAGGCCUCCAAGACGCAGAAUACUCUGAAAGACUUGGAUUACCUCGUUCCAAAGGCAGGCUUCUUCUGUCAGAUCUGCUCGCUGUUCUACGCAGACGAAACGUCGGUGAAGAACCACUGCAAGACGCCGCUUCACCAGCAGAACAUGGAGAAGUUCAUGGCCAACAGGCACAGGAGGGGAUUCAUCCCACAGCUCCUCACUCUGCGCCGCCGCGUUACAGACCUCUCGGUGGGUGACAUUUUGGACGCGGCGCUGCCCCCACGGGGAAGGUCGCAGUGA
Molecule: messenger RNA, 6475 nt
Organism: Egretta garzetta (little egret)
Lineage: Eukaryota; Metazoa; Chordata; Aves; Pelecaniformes; Ardeidae
Gene: ZNF638
Product: zinc finger protein 638
Exons: 26
Coding region: 92-6475 (2127 amino acids)
Biological process (GO): RNA splicing; regulation of RNA splicing
Cellular component (GO): nucleus
Molecular function (GO): zinc ion binding; mRNA binding
Source: RefSeq, a predicted model, not a curated record